This is a messenger RNA of Ilex paraguariensis (yerba mate), 1411 nucleotides long. Lineage: Eukaryota; Viridiplantae; Streptophyta; Magnoliopsida; Aquifoliales; Aquifoliaceae. The record is from the annotation of a GenBank genome assembly.
CCCCCCGCCCCGCCCCCUCUCUCUUUCUCUCUCUGUGUCUGUAACUAAAUAUAUAGCAAUGUCUUGCGCUACAAAACCUGUAUUCAAGCCACUACCAGUGGCAAAUAGUUGUUCACUCUCACUCCCACCAGUAUACACAACAAGAACCUCAAUACCCUCCAAACCUAUCAAACUCCACCUUUCUUGCUCUUACGCUUCAUCAUCACUUUCUUCUUUUUUCUCUCUCAAAAGGAAAACCCAUUUUCCGACUAUAAUCACGUUUGUUGCAGCGCAACAAGAAGACGACAACACACUAGUCCUCGAGCAAGAACAAAAAGAAGAAGCUGAAGGAGGGUUUAGAUGGGGAAAUCAGGAAGUUGAUGGCACCGAAGCCCGUUUAUCAGAUUUAGAAGGCGAAAACGAAGACGGUGUGGAGGCUGUUGGAGAAGCUGGAGAGAGUGGUGGUGAAGAUGGGUUUGUGGAGGCUGAGGCGGAGGAGGAGUUUACGGAACCACCCGAGGAUGCAAAGGUUUUCGUUGGGAAUUUGCCGUAUGAUGUGGACAGUGAGAAGUUAGCUCAGCUUUUUGAGCCGUCGGGUAUUGUUGAAAUUGCUGAGGUAAUUUACAAUAGGGACACUGAUCAGAGUCGAGGGUUCGGCUUUGUUACGAUGAGUACUGUUGAAGAAGCUGAAAAGGCUGUGGAAAUGUUUCAUCGUUAUGACAUAGAUGGAAGGCUUUUAACCGUAAACAAGGCUGCUCCAAGAGGAUCACGUCCCGAACGCCCCCCUCGAGCAUUCGAAUCUGCUUACAGAAUUUACGUUGGGAACCUGCCAUGGGAUGUGGAUAAUGGACGCCUUGAACAGGUUUUCAGUGAACAUGGCAAGGUGGUCAAUGCUCGUGUAGUUUAUGACAGGGAGACUGGCCGAUCAAGAGGUUUUGGCUUUGUAACAAUGUCAAAUGAAGCUGAAGUGAAUGAUGCCAUUGCAAACCUUGAUGGGCAGAGUUUGGGUGGCAGGGCCAUCAGAGUAAAUGUUGCCGAGGAAAGAUCAAGGCGUAGCUCAUUUUGAUUUGAAUGAGAUCGACAAGUACCCUGAUCCAAGGAAAGAGAUCAUACAAGUAUGCUGCCGGUAGUUAUUUUCUUUUGUGGUGAGAUGGUGGCGGUGGCGGCAUGUUUGUCUGCUAUCAAUAUAAGUUUUUUUUUUUUUUUUUUUUGAGGGGGGGGAAGGUGGUGUGACUUACAUUUUACACUAUCCCUAUGAAAUUGUUGCUUAAGUUGCUGAUAUAUGUAUAAGAUUUUGAAUUUUUGCUCCAGAACUUGAGGAAACAAUUAUUCUGUUUCUUUUGUAAUUGUUUUUAAGUUUUCGAUUUGAAAGUGAAUGCAUUGGUCCACUUAUAAAUGAUUGGAAGCAUUGAGUAUGAAUUUCACUCUGCAG